This is a messenger RNA of Cucurbita pepo subsp. pepo (vegetable marrow), 1536 nucleotides long. The record is from RefSeq and is a predicted model, not a curated record. Lineage: Eukaryota; Viridiplantae; Streptophyta; Magnoliopsida; Cucurbitales; Cucurbitaceae.
CUUCAAUAAAUUAACAACUUCACCCACUUUCUCUUUCGACUUCAUUCUCCUCUCUUCAUUGAUUCAACCAGUCAGGAGUCUGUUUACUGGUGGAGUUUCAAGCCCAUGCUGAAUCUUAACCACGACGUUGUUCCAUCGGAGAUGGUUACUGAGAAUUUUCUGAAUCUUCCAGCGAACAGAAUGGAAACCGCUGGAUGUUUCAACUCGUCCUCCGUCGUUAAUGGCGAUCCUUCCGCCAGCACCACCAACGUCGACGAGGUUUUCCCGUUCACUUUCGGUAAAAAUUCCGCGGUUCAAGAAAGCUCAACGGUGAAAUCACUUUCUAUCUCCGAUGACCACCGCGACCAGACGAUGGAGUUCUUCCCGUUAACCGACGGAUUAAAUUCUAGUUCGAGUACUCAGAAGCAGUGGCCGGAGGUUUCUCCAUCGGAAUUCAAUCAUGGAGACGGCGGCGCACCGGCGCAGCCACAGGAUCAGACGAUGAGGAAAAACAGACGCGGUCCAAGGCCUCGAAGUUCGCAGUAUCGUGGCGUUACGUAUUAUCGUAGAACCGGGAGAUGGGAAUCGCAUAUUUGGGACUGCGGGAAACAGGUUUAUUUGGGCGGUUUCGAUACUGCUCAUGCUGCCGCCAGAGCAUAUGAUAAAGCGGCGAUCAAGUUUCGGGGGGUCGACGCAGAUAUCAAUUUCAGUGUCAAAAAUUAUGAAGAAGAUAUCAAACAGAUGAGUAAUAUCAGUAAGGAAGAGCUUAUUCAUAAUCUUCGUCGCCGUAGCAAUGGAUUUACAAGAGGGAGCUCGAAGUACAGAGGAGUUACCUUGCAUAAAUGUGGUCGAUGGGAAGCUCGGAUGGGCCAGUUCUUGGGCAGGAAGUACAUGUAUCUUGGUCUCUUUGAUAGUGAGAUUGAAGCUGCAAGGGCCUAUGACAUAGCUGCCUUAAGAUGCAAUGGUAAAGAGGCUGUAACAAACUUUGAUCCAAGUUCUUAUAUGUCAGAGAUGGCUGCAGAGACUGACACAGGAGAGGACAACCAGAGUCUUGACCUGAGCUUGCGAAUUGCUCCCCCCAAUCAUUCUGACCCUCAAAGUGAGAGCAUUGGCAUGUUUGGUAAUGGUUGUCAUCUCAGCUCACCUGACAUCGUCGUUGAUGGUAGAGCGACGCUUGAGAACUCUGUUACAGCAGCAAUUGGAUCUUCUCAGCCAUAUGGCUAUGCUGUGCCUUCAAAUUCCUGUUUCUUUCCCAUCUCCAGGGAAAGAGCAGCAGAGACGAGAAUGGGGGAGUGGCAAAUCCAUGGCCACUCAAAUGGAUUAACCUCUGUGCCAUUCUUCUCUGCUGCAGCAUCAUCAGGAUUCCUUUCUUCUUCUUCUUCUUCUUCUUCUUCUUCUUCUUCUUCUUCUUCUUCUUCUUCUUCUUCAACUUCUUCUUCUUCUGCCAUUUCAUCCUCUGCUGUUGGUGAAAUCCAUUUCUCAGCUAUUUUCCAUCACCAUGACAGCAACUUAUCCAACUUCUACUGUAGGAAUUGAACUGGAAAUCCCUUGGGGGAA